AAGGUUUGUUGGUUUGAGCCGUAUACAAUAUUCAGUGGUGGUAUGCCGAGGGCAAGUUACGGAGACCGACAUUGUAUUUCUGUAAUAUGUGGCGAUUCAACACAAGCGACGUUCGAUUUCACCUCAAGAGUUGUGGAUUUCUUUAUCAUAUUUGAUAAACAUGAUAAAAGUAAGAAAGUGUUAAGAUCUUAUCGGCCACUUCAAUUGUGGAGGUCCAGCAUACACACGUAAAAAUCUCACAACUUGUCAACAAGAUGAUUUGCAACAGGCUUGCAGCAAGCUUGUCAUCAAGUUGUAACAGUAUACUAAAACUGUCUGUACCAGUGUUGGUAGUACCAAUGUGAAAACGCAGUGCUGAGUGGUUAUAUUACUACCUUAAAAAACAAGCAGAAACUCGACGUUUCGAGCGAAGGCCCUUCGUCAAGAGUUCGUAGCAGGGAUCGGGGGGAAAUGCAUGGGCUUUGUUAUGAUUAAAUCCAUCUAAUUGGUUUAUUUUUUGUCACGUGAUGCUUUCAUACUCUUAGUAUAAAAGCCUGUGCAUUUCCCCCCGAUCCCUGCUACUAACUCUUGACGAAUUGCCUUCGCUCAAAACGUCGAGUUUCUGCCUGUUUUUUAAGGUAGUAAUAUAACCACUCAGCACAGCAUUUUCAAGUUGUAACAAUGCUGUUGUUUUAUCAAGUUGCUACAAGGUUGUCAGUCACAACUUGUUGACAAAUUGUUCAAUCUCAUCUUUGUUAAAAUAUAACACCCCUAAUGGCAACUGUAGCUUGACAGAUUUGUGUACCAAAUUAAGCUUGUCAUCUUGCUACACAUGUACUUGAUGAACAUGACAAAUGAUAAAUUUGAAAUUUCUAGGUAAACCAAGAUGUCUGGCUGUUUUAUGUGAACAUGAAUUUGUAGUCAUUGAUUUAUUGAAAGAGAAUGGUUACCCAACCUUCUCAUCACCCUAUCUAUCCUGCCUUCACUCCUCGCCAAUCACAUGUUCCCAACAUGUACAUAACUGUCCUGAUGAUUUAUGGAACUUGUUAAAAGAAGCAGGCAAGGAUCAACUUGGCUCUAGCUAUCCACCCGAGGUAAGGGCUUCUAUAGCUACCUUGUCCCCCCUGGCUUUGGUAAUAUACUACAUGGUCAGAUUCUGGGUAGGAGGUGCGCAUCUCCCCUGAGAUCGUUUUGCACCUCCCCUGAGAUUUUAUGCACCUCCCCUCAAAAGCCAUACACCUCCCCUUGGGAAUGGUAAGGGAACAACGUUUCACGAAAGAAACUUUGUAGUAAUGUAUUGAAUGGCAAAAUUGGAUGAGUCGUACAGUCGUAAUUCAUGAAUACAUGCAGACAUCACGUAGCUGACUUUAUGGGGCAGGGGUACAUUCUAAGUCCUAACAUUCCAUGGGAGCCAUGAGCUAGAAUCGCUGCAUCUCUCCUAAACAGUUUACCACCUCCCCCAGCAUUUCCACCAAAAUCCGGCCUUGAUAUACUAAUGUCUAUAAUUGUUUUUCUUAGGAUUGGCCAAUUACUGGUGGACGUUCCUUGCUGUCAAGAAGCAACCAACAUGAUAUUUUACUUACUGGGUAACUUGAUGUUAUUGACUUUUUUGUCCUGCUGUUGUUGAUGAUUAUGUUGGUGGUGUUGUUUGCUAUUGUUCCUGCUGGUGUUGGACCAAUUUAAACUUGAGAUGGAUCAUAGGUCAUUUGAUAAUUCGUUUGUGUGCAUAAACACAGUAAACAGAUGGCUCAGCCAUAAAAAAAAUCUGUGUAGUAAAUACGGCAGUAGAUGUACCGGAAAACCGAUGCUUUGUUACUAUACCCUGUUGCGAAAUUCGGGCCAAAAAAGGCAACUUUGGAAGGCUAUAAAAUCUGUUUCAUGAUAUCGAAUUAAAUUUUGUUUGUAGCAAACAAAUCAGGAGAAUUAAUACCUAAUAAAGCUAAUAAUUAAGCUAAUAAGAACUCGUCCAAAAUUUCGUAGCGGCACAUUAAAUGUGUCAUCAACAAAAUACCUUUCUCGUUCUAGCCAUGAAGAUGGUUCGGUGAGAUUCUGGGACGUCUCAUCAUUAGACAUGAGUCCGCUCUACACAGUCCAGACGUCCAAAUUUUUCUCUGGUGACCACGAACCUCCCGAACAAAUAGAUGGUGAAGACGAAGGCUGGCCACAUCUCAGGAAGGUCGGUCUGUAUGACCCAUUCUGUGACGACCAACGUUUGGGCGUGCAGAAGAUAUACUUCGAUGCUGCAGAAAAAAUUUUGGUCGUUGGCGGUCACGGUGGUCAGGUCAUUGUACUGGAUAUUAAUAAUGAGGAGAAAAAUAUUGAAAUACAGGUGAGGAAGAAAUCAUUUAUACAUACCGUAUUUACUCGUUUGAGCGUCGCGUCGCUCUUUAAAUUUUCAGAGCUUUCAGAGCUUCCGAUGCGGCGCUCAUUCGGGGGCGGUGCUAUAAUUGUGAAUUAUAACAAGAACUUUUAACAAUAAAAUAAACAAGUUUUAAAUGUCUUUGUCACUAAAUGUCCCCAUUUUGACGACGGAAAGUUUUUACACUGUUUACAAGUUUACAAAAUAUCAAUGUCACUGUCCUCUUCAUGAUCCGAGUCAAGCUGUAGCCUGCGCGCAGACUAUAUAAUGAUAUAUGUCAUAUAGUCUGCGAGCAGGCUAGUCGAGCUGCUGCAUCGUAAUCAUUGUUGGAUAUGCCUCCUCGACUUCAGAAGACGUUAAUUCGUCGCAUUGAAAGGGAUUCGAUUAAGCGCCGCAUUUGAAAAUAAUUAGUGCGGCGCUCAUUCGGGGGCGGCGCUCUUUAAGAAAAUUUGAUCUCAAAUGCGGCGCUCAUUCGGGGGCGGCGCUCAAUCGAGUAAAUACGGUAUUUACUUGGUCCAGCAGGCGGAAUUUCAACUCAAGAAAAAUUUCCACUGACAGAAAAUUUUUCAAAAAUAUCAUUGUUAAAAGUAAAAAAAUUGUGGAAAAUUUGUGUCGGCCAAUCACAUUUUACAAAAUUUUCUUUCUGCGGAAAAUUUUCCUGAGUGGAAAUGGGCCUUUCGUUGUUUUCGUCCUGGUCUCAUGUAAACAUCUAUUAUAAAUUAUACUAUGACUCCCGGUUUGACUUCGUUCUUAGGCCGAUUAGGCUUGCAUAGCAUACAAGAUAUUUACGUGUGUAAAGCCUGGUUCACAUAUGCCUGCGGUAUGCCUGCGACUGUCUCAUUAUGCCUCUACUUGCCGCCGAAAUACCGGCAAAGUUGAACCCAAGUCAACUUUCCCGACCUACCGCCGAUGUAACUGUGGCACUGGAGGCAAUCGGCGAACAAAUGUUCACAUAAUUUACGUUUUAGGCUACCACCGGCAUCGUCGCCGGUACGUCGCAGGCACGUCGCAGGCAUAUAUGUGAACCAGGCUUAAGAAUGGUAAGCUUCCAUUUUUUGUGUACGAACUGCCCGGAAAAGAUUACGUGUAUGAAUGAAAUAGAUUAUAAAUUGCGAUGACUCUCUUUAUGUCGUUCUUAGGCCGAUUAGGCUUGCAUAGCAUACAAGAUAUUUACGUGUGUAAAGCCUGGUUCACAUAUGCCUGCGGUAUGCCUGCGACUGUCUCAUUAUGCCUCUACUUGCCGCCGAAAUACCGGCAAAGUUGAACCCAAGUCAACUUUCCCGACCUACCGCCGAUGUAACUGUGGCACUGGAGGCAAUCGGCGAACAAAUGUUCACAUAAUUUACGUUUUAGGCUACCACCGGCAUCGUCGCCGGUACGUCGCAGGCACGUCGCAGGCAUAUAUGUGAACCAGGCUUAAGAAUGGUAAGCUUCCAUUUUUUGUGUACGAACUGCCCGGAAAAGAUUACGUGUAUGAAUGAAAUAGAUUAUAAAUUGCGAUGACUCUCUUUAUGUCGUUCUUAGGCCGAUUAGGCUUGCAUAGCAUACAAGAUAUUUACGUGUGUAAAGCCUGGUUCACAUAUGCCUGCGGUAUGCCUGCGACUGUAUCAUUAUGCCUCUACUUGCCGCCGAAAUACCGGCAAAGUUGAACCCAAGUCAACUUUCCCGGCCUACCGCCGAUGUAACUGGCACUGGAGGCAAUCGGCGAACAAAUGUUCACAUAAUUUACGUUUUAGGCUACCACCGGCAUCGUCGCCGGUACGUCACAGGCACGUCCAAGGCAUAUAUGUGAACCAGGCUUAAGAAUGAUAAGCUUCCAUUUUUUGUGUACGAACUGCCCGGAAAAGAUUACGUGUAUGAAUGAAAUAGAUUAUAAAUUGCUAUGACUCUCUUUAUGUAGUUGAUUGAUAUCAACCUUGUGAAAGAGUAUGAAUACUUCAACUGGAAAGGACCUGGACCACUCACGCCAAAAACUGGAGCAAUAAAAGUCAGCAAAGGAUUUAAACCCAGCAUGAUAGUUCAGAUUACGCCAGCAUCCUGUAUCACCGCUGUUGCUUUGAAAACCAAGUGGGGAUUGUAAGUACUGAGUGUGUAUUAGGUGCAAACAUGCUGAUUGGUUAAUUAUGGAGUGGUGUUUAUAUUACUUGCUAUAUUAUAUGUAAAAUUUACCCCAUUCCUGUAGGCUUGCAGCGGGCAGUACACAUGGUUUCUUUUUAUUGGAUUAUGUUCAGAAAGUUCCAAUAACACAUAGAUGUACGAUGAGUCCUGACGGUGAGUGAUGGAAAAUAGUAGGAAGCUUUUAUUGUAACUAUAGUAAUUUUUAUACUGGAUAGCUCUAUCAGUUCUAAACUGCUCUUUCUGCCAGAAAUGGCCAACCUUCAUCCCAGUGUUACAACAGGAGGAAACGUAAACUGAACUUUAGUACUGGAGGUCCAGUAAGAGUCAUCUCUUAUUGAUCCAGUGUUACCAUAGAAGGAAACCUAAACUAACUUUAUUUAUACUGGAUAGCUCUAACAGUUCUAAACUGUUCCCCCUAGAGGUCCAGUAAGGGCAAUUCUCUUUUUGCCGCUCUAUAUUGAUGCCACAACGAUUUAUUUUUAUUGGAUUACCAGUAGAGAACUCACCAUGUUUAGUAAAGUGAGAUUGGAAGUACUCUUCUUGUAUCUGACUGAAGCAAUCUGACGAUAGCAACCUUGACUUUCCUUUGCAGACAUGGGUUCAGAAGGUGGUACAUUAGUAAGGCGGAGAACAUUUAAGGAAUCUCUACGAAGGUCAUUUAGGCGGUUGCGCAGUGGUCGACGUAGCGGAAGGAGAAGACACAGUAGCCGGUCGGGGAAAGAUGGUGCGCAACAUUCUCCGACCGGAGAAGAAGCCCCAGUACAAAGAUUGAUUGAUGAAAGUAGUAAAAUAGGCGAAGGAUAUCAAGGUCUUGUGAGAUGUCUGUAUAUGGUCGACACUUUCUUAAAGGAUGGUAAGUUUCAUUGUGCGCAGGAAUGUAAUGAUUGUGGUGUUUGACCACAGUGAGAAUUGAAUGACGAAGGUAUUGGGUUCGAUUCCCGCCACAGUCAACCAAACUUUUCUGCUUGACAAGUGUGGAGAGACUCAGAGUCGCCUCAUUUCAAAAACGAUUGUGAAGCAAUUGAGAACUUAGCUGCGACGAGUGAUGAUUAGCAUCCCCAGCAGAGCCUGAAAUAAUGUUCAAAAAUUGUCCUGAAAAAAUGUCCGACCAAAAUGAAAUUUGAUGAGACACUUUCAAAUUUGAUCGGACAUUUUCUUUUGACUCCAUGGGCCAGUUGUUCAAAGCUGGGUUAGCUUAACCCUAGGUUAACCUAAAAUUCAAAGCAAACUUCCUCAUAGCUUGUUUAUAAAUUUGGAAAAGUUUCUUCAGAAAUCUUGUCUGGAUCGAUAUGAGUUUACAUCUCUGAAGUUUUGAAAUAAACAGACGUGCAGGAGUACACAAACUAGAAUAGCAGAUUAAAUUUUAACUGAGGGUUAGCACUAACUCCGCUUUGAACAACUGGCCCCAUGUCUUCGUAGGUAAAUUUAGCCAAUAUAUAUUUAAUACUUUAUUUUAAACACGACACAGUUUUGUGUUCUCUGUGGGAUGAUUUGAUGCAGCUUAUGGUUAAAUCGUGAACUGUCUUUGUCAGUGUAGGUAGUGCCAAUCAAAUGAACAAGCUUUCGUUGGUAGGAAUACAACUACCUGAAAUUAUAUAAGGAGAAUUUCGACGUUUUGAGCGAAGGCUCUUCGUCUGGAGUUUCUGGAUGAAGGGCCUUGGCUCGAAACGUCGAAAUUCGUCUUAUAUAAUUUCAGAUAGUUGCAUCCCUACCAAAGAAAGUUUGUUCAUUUGGUUAAAUAAGUCAUUCAUGAAGUCUCACUUUAUCGCGACAAUAUUUCCGAUUAAUUUAGCAUUUGGAGAUAUCCGAUGUCCGACCGUUAUUUCAGGCUCUACCCAGGCCAAACCUUUACCUUUCCGUCCGUUAAUUGAAUUCAUUGUUUUGUCUAGGUAUGCAUCACGGUCCCUCGCUAUGGGUGGGUACAAACUCCGGUCACAUAUAUCCGUAUACCAUUGAACUCCCUCCAGACGGUCAACGCCGUAGCCACAGUGUUCAGGCGUAUCCCAAGAAACCUGAAAUACAUCUCAAACACAAUGCUCCUGUUAUCACCAUGUUUGUUGUCGACAAGGAUGGCAACCCUGUUCAGGAAGAUUUAAUCGAAAGUGCUCAGGAGAAAGGUGAGUGGCGAGAUUUAUGGUUAACUUAAUUUUAAUUGUUUUGUCAAACAUUGGUCAGCCAGGGGAAUUCUUCCAGUUUGACUCGGUUUAGGUUUCCUUCUGUAGUAAUACUGGAUCAAUAAGAGAUGAUCCUUACUGGACCUCUAUAGGAAGAACAGUUUAGAACUGAUAGAACUAUCCAGUAUAAAUAAAGUUAGUUUAGUUUAGGUUUCCUCUUGUAGUAACACUGAAUCAAUAAGAGAUGAUCCUUACUGGACCUGUAGGAAGAACAGUUUAGAAGACAUAGAACUAUUUAGUAUAAAUAAAGUUAGUCUAGUUUCUUUUGUAGUAACACUAAGGGAGGAUCCUUACUGCACUUUUAGAAAGAACAGUGUAGAACUGAUAGAGCUACACCCAGUAUAAACAAAGAUAGUUUAGUUUUUUUCCAUUCCCUCCCUGCUCAGGACAAAAAACAAUACCGCUAAGAACAUUUAUUCUUAUUUCAGCCGCUGAUAUGAGUGGCAAUCAUUCAAUGAUCAUAUGUUCCGAAGAGCAAUUCAAAGUUCUAUCACUCCCGCAACUUCGAGUAAAACACAAAGAAAAAUUGACCGCCAUAGAUGGAUCUAAAGUCCGAAAACUCGGAGUCAUCUCGCUAAGAAAUCCACAAGGUAGGAUUCCAAUAUGUUGAUACCAAGUUGUGUUCGAGCUGUUCGUUUCUUACACAACUACUCAUGCCUGUAGGACGUUAUGGAGCGACACAGCGUCCAAAGUCUAAAGGUCUAACUCCAAACCAGAAGAUACACUUGAGUAACUUGUGUAAUUCAAAAUUGAGUUGAAAUAUGAAUUGUGGGUUACUGGCUAACUCCAAAAAUCAUUUAGGAGCUAGGUAUCUAAGUCUGAAGUUACUUGGCUAACUCCAAAAAUUAUUUGGAGCUACUUUAACUCCAAAAGUAAUUUAGGAGCUAGGUACCCAUUCUCGUUCCCACGACCAUUGUCAUGCUCUGUUGACCGCGUGUAAGACGGGAUCUGGGUACGAGAAUGUGACAUAGCCCAGCUCCAUUUGACGAUUGGCUACCUCUACAAAAAUAAAAUAUACAGGUGUACAACCACCACCCCCAACCUUUGAAGGAGUGUGGCCCACAACCACCCACCUCCCAGGAAAUCAAUCCUUGCCACACCCUGUGUAAACGACGUUAAAUAGAUUAUCAUAAUGAAGUCGACGUUAAAUAGCUUAUCGGUGAAGUCAAUGUUUCUUCCGAUCUAUAAAAAAGUUUGCUGAUCUUGAAUUACGCUUAAAUUGGUUUUCCGAGUUAGUUUUGAAAUGCGCGCCUUAAAAAUCAUAAUUCAAAAGGCUGAAUUAAUGAAUCAUUCUUGCAGGUGAUUCAGACGAAACCUACUACUGCCUGGGAUGUCUAAACAACCAGGGCGACCUCAAUGUAUUCGCCUUGCCUAGUUUGAGACAACAACUCAAAGUCAAUUGUAUCAAACGUGAAGAUCUGCUGGGAAUACAGUCUCUGUUGUUUACAAGACUUGGACAAGGUUUUUAUUUACGUUCACCGUCCGAAUUACAAAGAUUUACCUUAGCUUCAUCACAAGAGUAAGUACAUAGUUUUAUUGCUCGAUCUCAUUAAAGUAAAAUGAUGAAAGUUAGAGUUUCGAAACUAGCCUUAGAUGUUGAAAAUGGUGUAUGAUGCUCAGUAGUAUUUAGAGAGUUUUUAUGUGUAUUUUGCUGUCCUGUGUAAAAUUAGUUGUAAUUAACGUACGGGGUUUACCUUGUUGGGACUUCGAGUCAGUUUGCCAAUCUCUUAUCUAACUCGCAUUUUCCUGUUUGUAAUGUCUACUAUUGUUGUUUUAACGUAGUUUUCCUAGAACUGCAACUUUCUUCCAUAACCACAAACUAUUGAAAAGAAUGCCACAGUUUUUUUUUUGAAUGUCAGUUAUUAACAGUGGUUGAAACUGAUUUUGUAUUGAUGUAUUGUUCAGACUUCGUCCAGAAUGUGUUCUUAAUCUCCCUGGCAUGCGAGGUCAGGAUUCUGAAGAAGAGAAGGAUAGUUCACCAGAUCGAGAAGAAAGAUCCGCUGAUGGCGAAGAUAAUGCCAAUAUCGGGUAAGUCAUGCCUGUAGAUCUUAAUUACUGUUUCAAUUCGACAUAAAUGGCGCCAUAUACAUAGGAAAAACGCACAAGUUGUAACAAACCUGCAGCGGACUUGUAGCAAUACCGUUCCAACAACUUGUCAACAGGGUGUGUUCGCACAGCUUGUUGACAAGUUGUCAAGGUUUUUUGUGUGUGUUGCUGUUAUGUACUCAGGUGAAUAUGAUGUUUGUGAUGUUACUCUGGUUUGUUGACAACUUGCAACAAGGUUGUUGAGCUCGACAGAGUAUGAUUUGUUACAAGUUGUUCCAACAAACAAAUUAUUAUCGUCCUGCAAUUCAACAAUUCGUCAACAAGUUGUGAGUGACAACCUUGUAGCAACUUGAUAAAAUAACAGCAUUGUUACAACUUGUCGACAAGCUUGCAACAGCAACGCAACGAACACAUGUUGUUGACAAGUUGUGAGAUUUUCACGUGUGUAUAUAAUGCACUCAACGUGUAUCUGUGUUUCUAGCGGCCGCAAUACCCGAGAAUCUAACGAAGAUAUAUCGGAAACUCGGCAACAAACAACUGUAGUUCAACAUGAUCACUCCGACGGCAAUGUCGUUCAAGGUGAACAAGUCGUGAAAAGUGCAAGAUAUACUUCAACCAAAAGUCAAAAGACAACGACGACGGUCGUCAAGACGUCACAAAGUAGUAGAGUUUUAACGAAUGGUGAUCAUACUGAGGUUGGUGAGUAUGAAGAGCUAGAAAUGCUCAUUUGGCCUGGAAAUGGUCGAAACAAUGCGUUCUAAUAGACACUUCGCUAUAUGACCACCUUCUGUUGCUGGAAAUCUUUCUUCUUCUAGCCUACCAUGCUUUCAUCAUUCAAAAAGGAUUGUCACAGCUUUGUUACACAGUUAACUAUUCACCUUUCACAACCGCCACUGGUUUGAUAAAAAACAUACUUUUAUUUUUUUUUUUAAUUUUGUCCUGUGCAAAGGUAAGACCACUGGCAUUGGUUUUCGACCAUUUUUUCGAAAGUUUAAAAUUUCGCCCCAGAUAAUCCAAAGGUUUUGGGAAUCAUCAGAAACCUUUCAUCAAAACAAUACGUUUUAACUGAUAAAGGGGACCACCGCCAUUAUCAAUUCAUCACAAUCAUCACCCAUCAUCAAUCAUCACCAUCACCAUCAUGAUCACCAAUACCAUCAUCACCACCACCGUCAUCAUCACCAAUACCGUCAUCACCACCACCAUCAUCACCAAUACCAUCAUCACCACCACUAUCAUCACCACUACCAUCAUCACCAAUACCAUCAUCAUCACUACCAUCACCAAUACCAUCAUCACCAAUACCAUCAUCACCACAUCAUGUAUUAACGUUUUGUAUAUUUAAUAGAAACACUCAACUACCCCCUAAGUAUUAAAAACAACAACACUAUUUUUCAGGAGAACCGUCGCGGUAGAUCAAGUUCAGCGUCGUCCAGUGAUGGUGAAGGGACCACAUUCAAAGCACCAGGAAAAUCGCACAAGAAAGAAGGUCAUUUAGGCGGAGAAAUAACUGCUCAUUAUUAGAAUAAUAUUUCAAUAUAAACAAAGUAUGCAGAAAAAUUCUGAAACGGUUUAAGGCAUGAGAUGUAACACCUAAAUAUCCUGUGUUAGGUUUGCCAGGAUAGAAUGAUAUAUACAGGUUAAUUUUGAUGUAUGUAAAUAAGUCAUGUAUGUGCAAGCGAAAAACGCGGAUCCAAACGAUGCGUUCUGUAUCGGAGUGAACUGUAGUUGAGUCAUAUCCAUGGGCGGAUUUACUGGGGGUUUGGAAGGGGGGUAAUAAACCCCCUUAGAAUUUCUCUAACCUUUUAAAGUGUUCAACUUCACCAAAAUUUCGCUUCAUCCCUCCUAUUUUGUGUGAAAGUCUUUAACCCUACGCCUAUUCCCUGCCGAAGCUCGCUCAGUGGUGCCGCUUGCACCCCUCCUUUAGAAAAAAUGAAAAUCCGCCCUUGUGCAUAUUAAAAGUACUCUGCGUUUCACUUAACAAGACUGUCAUUAAGUGAUUUUUGUACCGGUAUAUUAAAUUUAGUCUACUCAAUUUGUAAAGCAAAAUAAAGGAAGGUACACUUAUAUUAAGGGAAUCUAUUUUCGAAUUUAAGCGAAUCAACCGUUUGCAUAUUAAUUCAAGUGAUGAUUGAACAAUUCAACAUUUUGAUAUGCAUAUUCUAAUUUUUCCAAUCUCUUAUUUAAUACAUCGAAAUCAACCUUCCAGGCGAAACCACAUUAUGUAAAGACUCUUAUUUUAAAGAGUUUGUCAUGCCUUAUUCUGUGUUUAUAUAAGGGGAAUUCCAAACCCUGCUUAUUGCCUCUCAGGUUGUUAAUUUUCUCUUUAAUUCUCGCUUCUAAUAGAAGUGAACAGCCACGCGUUUUAAUUUGCUCUUUGUAAAAUAAUUUUAUUUUAAAAUAUUAUAAUUAGGUAUUUCUAAGCUUAGCUAACUGCCCCUGCUGUUAAGGGAAAAUAUUAGAAAAUAAUGACAACAUCAAACCUGAAAUCAAUGACCUGGUUUUUCAUGCUUGUUUGGCAGUGCGUAAAAGAAUAACAUCAGGGACGCCGGGACGAUAAA
Messenger RNA from Paramuricea clavata, 11234 nucleotides. The record is from the annotation of a GenBank genome assembly. Lineage: Eukaryota; Metazoa; Cnidaria; Anthozoa; Malacalcyonacea; Plexauridae.